Messenger RNA from Glycine soja, 1771 nucleotides. RefSeq names its product O-acyltransferase WSD1-like. NCBI's taxonomy places the organism in Eukaryota, Viridiplantae, Streptophyta, Magnoliopsida, Fabales, Fabaceae. Gene Ontology annotation, cellular component: plasma membrane. Gene Ontology annotation, biological process: triglyceride biosynthetic process. Bases 55 to 1461 code for a protein of 468 amino acids. The transcript is spliced from 5 exons. The record is from RefSeq and is a predicted model, not a curated record. Gene Ontology annotation, molecular function: diacylglycerol O-acyltransferase activity; long-chain-alcohol O-fatty-acyltransferase activity.
UCCAUGUUUUGCAGACUAAUUAGCUAAAAAAAAACAAAUUACUGAGAAGAAAAAAUGAACUGCUUUGAGGAAGUUGUUCCAACGCCUCUGAGUCCUAUGGCAGAUUACUUGAGCAGCUCUUUGAUAAACGUAUUCGUUCUUGGUGUUCUUGAAUCUGAGAUUCCCAUUGAUGAUUCAAGAGCCGAACCUCUGCUUAAGAACGCGUUCCUUCCCAUCUCCACGCGCUUCUCUUCUAUCUUGGUUAUGGACAAGAAGGGAAACAAAGGAUGGAAACAAGUUGAUGUUAAUGUGAAGGAACACAUCAAGAUUCCUACAUUUACAUAUGCCAUGCCACUCAAAUUAUACGACGAGUGUCUUGAUGAAUACAUGUCAAAAAUAGCUAUGGAACAGUUACCACUAGAUAAACCGCUUUGGGAAAUGCAUAUAUUCAAGUAUCCAACAAGCAAUGCUGCGGGAACUUUUAUAUUUAAGCUCCAUCAUGCACUUGGAGAUGGCUACUCUUUCAUGACAACUUUGCUUUCAUGCGUGCAAAAUGCUGAGAAUCCUUCUGUUCCUAUAAAAUUUCCUUCGAGCCGAUCAGUGGAAUCAAAAAGUACCAAAAUCAUGCCAAAAUUAUUACCUCAAACUGUCUCUAUGGUGUUUAAGAGUGCAUUCGAUUUUGGAUGGAGUCUGUUAAAAGAUAGCCUGAUUCCAGAUGAUCAAACACCAAUAAGGUCAGGUCAUAAAGAUGUAGGGUUUCGACCUAUGAGUGUCACAGAUGUUUCUCUCUCUCUGGGUAACAUCAAAGAAGUUAAAGAUAAACUCAAAGUGAGCGUAAAUGAUGUCUUGGUUGGGGUAAUUUUCCUUGGCAUUCAACUAUACAUGAGUGCAAAGAACCAUAAAUCAAGCAGAGCAGAGAGUACAGCAUUGGUGCUGCUCAAUACCAGGAAAAUUAGAGCUUACAAAUCUGCGGAGAUGAUGGAUCAUACCAAUUCCGAGGCACCUUGGGGGAAUAGAUUCCACUUCAUGCAUGUUCCCAUGCCUAUGUUAAGUGAUACCAAUUACUUGAACCCACUUGAGUAUGUGUUAGAAGCCAACAAAAAUAUCAACAGGAAGAGAAAUUCUUUGGCCGUACCGUUGACCGGAGUGCUUUUGCGCUUGUUGAACAAAAUCAGAGGCCCACAGGCUGCUACAAACUACGUGUACAAGAUAUUGAAUAAUACAAGUUUAAGCAUCUCACACAUGGUUGGACCAAUGGAAAAAGUGGCUUUGGCUAACCAUCCUAUCAAAGGCUUAUACUUCAUGACUGUUGGUUUAUCUCAGAGCAUCACAGUGACUAUAACAAGUUACAUGGGAUAUUUGCGAGUUGGAUUUGGAGUAGAGGAAGGCUUCAUAGACGAAUACCAGCUCAAGUCAUGUUUCGAAACCUCUCUGGAGAUGAUACUGAAAGCAGCAAAAAAUGUUGCGAAAACUAGAUUAUAGAUCAAAGCAUGGAAGUCAUCUCGUACUACAAUGUUGUCGCGUAUUUAAUUUGAAAUAUAUGUUUUAUAGCCUACAUAGGUUUGAUGUCGUUCUUAAAAAAAAGGUUUAUUAUCGUCCUACCGAUCUUGGUUUCAAUAAAAACGCCGUCUUGGUUGCGUUUAAGAGAAAAAGAGUGUUGCAGAUUGAAAAACAGUAAUUUACCCUUUUCUCUGGUGUGAAAGGAGUAGGAAAAAAAAUUGGUGUGACGUGUGACAAUAAUAAAUGUAUGGUGUUUUUUUUUAAGAGGAAAUGUAUGGUGACUUCUUUUUUA